Molecule: messenger RNA, 1316 nt
Organism: Chara braunii
Lineage: Eukaryota; Viridiplantae; Streptophyta; Charophyceae; Charales; Characeae
Source: the annotation of a GenBank genome assembly
UAGUAGCCUGCGCCAGCCAGCCGACGUGGCUCGGUUGUACCUGGCUCAACCAGCACUCGGGGAGCUUUCGCUUCCCGUUUGCAGGGCCUGUCGACGCGCCCGACACGUGGCAGUCCCGUCGUAUGUGACGUGGCUGUUUCGUUGCUGGAGGACGAAGUGUGGGCAGGGGAAGUGCUGGCGGAUUAAGUGAUUCUCAUUUUUCGCGACGCGAUGGAUUCGGCGGGGACUCUUCAACAAGAUGCGGCGGACUGGCUUGACGUCUUGGGGGCGGCUCAUCAGCAGCUGCAGGCGACGGUGGGUGAGCUGACUCAGCGCUCGCAGGAGCAGGCAGCGUUGGAAGGGGGUGGGCUCUCCUUGUCUGCAUGGGUAGCUUCCCGUUCACAAAUUUUGUUGGACAUCGUUUGGGAGAUAGAGGAGUUGGAGGAGAUGUUAGUUUCUGGGCCUCAUCCUUCUCUGGAUUGGCGCCAGGUGGAGGCCGAGCUGGCAGUUUGCAAGGCCCUUUAUCGCCAAGGGCGUGACGUGUGUAAUCUCUUGGAGGAUUGGUCUUGUGAGAUGGACGCAGGGCGGCCGCUCAUGCCGGAUGGUGCUUCGCCUGUAACGUUUGCGGCCGCUGAUCGGACUGUGCUGGCGGCUUGUACCUCCUCUCCCAUCACGAAUGACACCGACAUGUUCAGCUUUAACUAUCGGUCCAACAACAACGACUUCAUCAAUAAUUGCUGCUACAUCACGAACGUCGGCGGCAUUCCCGCCAACUACACUUGCUACAACUAUCACUACUUUACUUCCACCACUUCUCACACCGGCAUCGACUCGCCAGCGGAGGGCGCGGAGGCUGCCAGGCUGGCAUGGGCGACACCCGUCAUUGUAGGGAUGUUGCUUGGUUGGCCGCGUACGGGAAUUGGUUGGUUGUUGGGGUGGGGCUGAUUAGGGUUGACGGGUCGCCUGGGUGGCAGUUUUCGGCGUUCUGUUUGCUGUUUCUUUUAUUUUAAUUUUUUUACGUAUCUGCGUUGUUGAUUGUCGGUGACUUGCGUUACAAUGCCCAGUGGGCUUACUCCUGCUUUGGACAUGCCAUUCGUUUGACUACUGAGACCUUACACCUGGCCGGGCCUCCUCAUGCUACCUGCUUUGUGUUUCUCUAUAUGUGUUUCUCGAUAUAGCCGGCUCUCUGCAUCAUAGAUAGUAGGCUAAUGCAUCUACAAUGGCCCUGGGGCCUGCUUACAUGCUUUCUUCAUGUUUCUGAUUUGAGACGGUAGGAUAUAAUUGCAGCAGGUUAAUCCUCCUCUGGUAUGGGGAAGUAAUCAAUGCCUCUGCAUCUA